AUGCAACAGUUUGAGAAAGUGAAAGCAAAGUUCUUUUACCAACAAAAGAAAAGAAGACGAGAGAAAAACAAAGUUGCAGCUGCUCGCUGUCGAAACAGAAAGAAGGAAAGAACCGACCUUCUCCAGAAGGAGUCCGAACGGUUGGAGACACUGAACUCGGAGCUGAAGUCUCAGAUCGAGGAGCUGAAAUCUGAGCGGCAGCAGCUGAUCGUGAUGCUCAACCUCCACCGGCCCACCUGCAUCGUCCGCACAGACAGCGUGAAGAGCCCCGAGAGCGACCAGCGAUCCGAGCAGUCCGACUGAACACCACACCACAAACACAGAGCCGAAAGGAGAACAGACACUAUCGGGACGCUAGAUGAAGAUGAAACCGCAGGACGUUUAUUGUUAGUGUCUAAUUCAGCAUGAAGAAAAAAGGGAGGAGAUUUGUGUGGACAGCAAACAAACAUCCCUGAGAUCAUGCGAAAAGCUCACAGACGUUUGACACUUGGUCAUAAAGCUGCAGGUGCGAGUCUCUCAGUUGAUCUGAAUGAAGCGCGUGGUUCCUCCAGCGGCCUGCAGGUGGCGCUGUCUGAUAAACUGCUCUCUGACGCUGGCGUCUCCGUGGACUUAGCCUAUUGUUUACAGUUGCAUUGACAUAGUCUCUUGCAUGAUAUGUUUAUUGUAUGUACAUUUUUAUUGUGCCAUCACAUGAUAUGAUGACUUGUAUGUGUUUUUAUCUUCAGGGUGUCUGUUGAACGGCCACUUUUGUUACCAAAUAAUGUUUCUUUGUUAUGUAAAGCCACAUUGAAAUAAAGCCUAUUUUUCAAAUA
Cyprinus carpio (common carp) is the source of this 812-nucleotide messenger RNA. Its product is annotated as jun dimerization protein 2. The transcript has 3 exons. Gene Ontology annotation, biological process: regulation of transcription by RNA polymerase II. Gene Ontology annotation, molecular function: RNA polymerase II cis-regulatory region sequence-specific DNA binding; DNA-binding transcription factor activity, RNA polymerase II-specific. The record is from RefSeq and is a predicted model, not a curated record. Bases 1 to 303 code for a protein of 100 amino acids. Gene Ontology annotation, cellular component: nucleus. Lineage: Eukaryota; Metazoa; Chordata; Actinopteri; Cypriniformes; Cyprinidae.